This is a messenger RNA of Ramularia collo-cygni, 627 nucleotides long. RefSeq lists its product as uncharacterized. The record is from RefSeq and is a predicted model, not a curated record. The transcript is spliced from 2 exons. NCBI's taxonomy places the organism in Eukaryota, Fungi, Ascomycota, Dothideomycetes, Mycosphaerellales, Mycosphaerellaceae. Gene Ontology annotation, molecular function: gamma-glutamylcyclotransferase activity. The coding region runs from base 1 to 627 and encodes 208 amino acids.
AUGAAUCUGUCCUUCUCAUCACCGCCAUCAAUUUUGUCCUUCCAAGCUUCCAACCCAGAAGCAUCCAUCUACUUCGGCUAUGGCUCAAAUCUCUGGAUGCAACAAAUGAAGCAACGAUGCCCGACCUCAAAAUACCUCGGAAUAGCCAGACUCAAUGGAUACCGCUGGAUUAUCUACGAGAGAGGCUACGCCAACAUCGUCGAAGUAUCCAAAGAAGAGAGAAGCCAAAAGCACGAUUACUCCCACGAAGUCUGGGGUCUAGUCUACAGUCUCGAGCCCAGUGAUGAAGAAGGCUUGGACGGCAACGAAGGCAUUCCGUACGCGUAUACGAAAGAACAUCUGGAGUGUGAUUUCUUCGAAGCAAAAGAUGGUAAGAAGCCUGACAUCACGGAUGAUCCCCAGGAAGUUGAAAUGUUGGCGUACAUUAACCUCAGGCUCACUGCGCCGAGCCACCCCAAGAAGGAGUAUAUUUAUCGAAUGAACAUGGGUAUCGAGGAUGCUCUAGAAAAAGGGGUACCGAGAGCCUACGUCGACAAGGUUAUGCGGCAGUUCAUUCCCGAUGUUGACGAUGGAAGCGUGGUAGAGGUGGCGAGGAAGCAGGCAUUGCAGUUCGAUGAUGAAAAUUGA